AUGGCAUUUUGUCGAGCAAGCUUAAUAGAACGUCUUUUGAGCAAUCGUGACUUCGGAAAUGGCUCAAGUAAUUCUCGAAGUUGGAACGACAUUGAAUCAUUUGAAAGAGAUAAUAUUUUGGAAGUUUAUAGAAAACUUCCUAAUAUUGAAGAACAAAUAUGGGGUAAAUUAAUUGUAAUGGAACGAAAUAUUCGUCCCGUAAAGGCUUACUUAAAAUCACGUAUUAUUAUAGUUGACGGAAGCGAAGCGGAAUUUGAUGGUUCACGAAUAGGUCUGCGACGAUUCGCAAACGCUCAUCGUGACGAAGGCACAAAAAGAGCUCUUGAAAGUUUUAGUAAAGUAAGUUAG
This is a messenger RNA of Thelazia callipaeda (thelaziosis nematode), 348 nucleotides long. The record is from the annotation of a GenBank genome assembly. Lineage: Eukaryota; Metazoa; Nematoda; Chromadorea; Rhabditida; Thelaziidae.